AUGCAUCUCGCCCCCAGGGAUCGCGCAGAAGCUCUGCUGCUCAAGGCUGCCCGCGCGCACGGCAUCCCCGCCACAAAGGACGACAUCCGCAGCGCCCUAUCCGACACGGCCUUUGUCGAGUGGGCGAAUCUGCAUCUCGCGACAGACAAUCUCCUCACGGGUGAUGAGCUGGCACUGUACACUGCUCUUGACAAGAGCGGACAGGUCGAUCGCCUCGCUGACCUGCAUGACUUGGGAGAGGUGCAGGCGGUGAACGAAGAUGACAUUCGUGCCGCCAUUGAAGAGCUGAAUCGCUCCACAGAGACCAUUACCAAGCAGACAGAGACGUUGCGCCAGCAGCAGGACGCUCUUGCGCGCUUGGUCAAGAAACGGGAUGAGGCGGAGAUUGAGCACAAGGAGCUGGAGGACGAGCGUCUUCGCAAGACCAGGUAUACCUUGAACAAGCUGGUUUUUGAGGUCGAUGGAGAGGCCCAGAGUCUCGAGUAUCGUGUUCAGGAUUUGGAGCAGAUUGCAAAGACCUCGCGCUCCAAUGUGAAAAGAACCGUUGAGAGCGUUUUUCAGUCCGAUGAUAAGUUGCUGUUGAGUCUUCAGAAACUUGGCUGGGAACUUGAUCAGCAGGAUCCUGAGGAGGAAAAGACGAUUGAGAAGCUACGAGAGACUUGUAUGAGAUUGAUCAAGACAACAGUCGAGACUCUCCGUACAAGACUAGACAGGAUCUACCUCGAAGCCAUCCUAGCAGCAGAACGUUCAGGAGAUGUCAAGGCUGCUACUCAAGACGACGUCAAAGCCCUCGAGGAAGAGCUCGAGUCGCUUUACUCUGAGAUUCUACCUGUUGCACAAAUGUCAACCGAACAACAACAUCUGGAACCAGCCCUCAAGUCAACAGAUGCUCAAAGCGGACAAAGCCUGCGCCGCUCAGCUGUUGCAGUGACAUAUGUCAACGAAUGUCUGGAUCAUCUCGUAGAUAAAAUUACACUCCUCACAGAACGUGUAGAAACUUUGCAGUCACACAACGCAGCAGCAUCUUCCAUCAUCGCCACUGCCAAAGCCGAAUCAUCCGCCUCGCUCUCCCCCGAGAAGAAAAAGUCUAUCCGAGCCGCCAUGCCCGCAUCACCCAUCCGCAACCCAUCACCUAUCCGCAUGCGCGCCAACACAGUCGGCAGCCAUCGCGGUGCCAACAACAAAAGUAGCCGUCGCUCAUCCGGCAUCCUUGACGAACCCGCCAUAGAAGCUCUCCUUCGUGAUCUCGCCCUAUCCCUCCCCGACGCAGAGGAGGCGUCCAUUCAGGAUCAGGUAUCUGCUCUGAACAAGGCCUUUAGAGACCGUUCGGAUAAGACGACGGAUGUGAUGCGUGGUGCGCAGGAGGGCUUUGAGAUGAGUGUUACGUCGAGGCUUGAUGAUGCGAGGUUGGCGAUUCAGCUGCUGCGUGAUAGUAUGUUGGCGGAGAGUCCGUUUGGAAAGGUCAAGAUGUUGGAUCCCGAGUUUGAGGAGUCGGUUGUUGCGUUGGCGAGGGAUGUGGAGGGUGUGAAGGAGAAGUUGGAUGGGGUUGUUGAUAAGAAGGCUUUGGCUAAGAGUGUGAAGAAGGAUGAGUUUGUGCAGCGGUGGGCUUAG
This is a messenger RNA of Fusarium pseudograminearum CS3096, 1611 nucleotides long. RefSeq lists its product as uncharacterized. The record is from RefSeq and is a predicted model, not a curated record. The coding region runs from base 1 to 1611 and encodes 536 amino acids. The transcript is spliced from 5 exons. Lineage: Eukaryota; Fungi; Ascomycota; Sordariomycetes; Hypocreales; Nectriaceae.